Mucor velutinosus is the source of this 2295-nucleotide messenger RNA. RefSeq names its product Phosphopantothenate--cysteine ligase cab2 (gene CAB2). Lineage: Eukaryota; Fungi; Mucoromycota; Mucoromycetes; Mucorales; Mucoraceae. Gene Ontology annotation, biological process: regulation of DNA-templated transcription. Bases 1 to 2295 code for a protein of 764 amino acids. The record is from RefSeq and is a predicted model, not a curated record. The transcript has 2 exons. Gene Ontology annotation, cellular component: Set3 complex; Rpd3L-Expanded complex.
AUGUCAAAGCUCAAGCAAAAAUAUCCUAUCAAAAAGAAGGCUCAACAAGCAUCUAGAGACGGCGACAGCAUGGACAUGGACGACCAAACGGAUGGUGAUAUCAUACGGUGUGUAUGCGACGACUCUGAUGACGAUGGCUUUACGAUUCAAUGUGAGCACUGUGAAAAUUGGCAACAUGCUUCAUGCGUAAACAUCAAAAAGAACAAUAUACCAGAGCACUACAUGUGCGAUAGAUGCAGCAGGAAGCUCAGCAAAAGAGACAAUGCAACCCGUCGACGCAAUUCUUCAUCAGAAACAGAUAAAAAGCCAAAAUCAAAGAAGCCCUUGAAACGAGCGAUUCCUAAAAAGCGUGUUUACUCUCCAGAUAGCGACGAUGGUGACAGCACAGCUCACCACACACCGCCCACCAUCUCCAAGACCAAGUUUACGCCAUUAUCAAAAAAUGUGUUCAAGGAAAAAUUAGUGGAACAUUUGCUGAUAGAAGUGCAUCGUCAAUGGAUGGAAUCCAACAAGCCCAAAUCGUUCAGUGGCAAAUCCAAAGUCGAAUCACCAUCCACAUCAUCGAGUGCUGCAGCAAAGGGCCUUGAAUCAAUUGUUGUCAUGGAGAGUAACCUAUUGCUUCCUGCUAUCCCGAAAGCAUCUGUUAAGCCGUUGAGAAGGUCGUUACGAGGCAGUUUUCUGCAAAACCAAAGAGAUCCGUCUGUGGAGAAGGGCGUCUUUGCUGACAUACAUAUCCCAGAGCAUCGAUACUUGAUGGAGGUGACAGGGGAAUACGCGCGCAAAUCAGAGUACAAGAAUGAUCCAGACAACAACUUUACGCUGCUGGGAACACCACCCGCCCAUGUGUUCUUUUUUCGCAACAUUGACAUUUGCAUUGACGCUCGAUUUGCUGGAAAUGACACUCGCUACAUUCGAAGAUCGUGCUCACCCAACUCAGAGAUCAGAGGCAUCAUUCUCCCCAACGACAGUGACGACCACACCAUACAUAUGGGCAUCUAUACAACGGAAGAAGUAGACCGUGGCGAGGAAAUCACCAUUUCUUGGAACUGGCAGCGAGGAUAUCUGAUGUGGAACAAAAACAAGGAAUUCUUACGUCAGGAUCACAGAGUUGAGAUAAAUCCAUCAGAAGUUGAUUCGUUGAAGCAAAGCUUGAAUCUGUUAGCGUCCGAAUUUGGUGAGUGCGCCUGUGAAGACAAGGAGGAAUGUCUGAUAGAAUGCUUGAAAGAUGAGCUGGAAAAGCAAGACGACGAUCAGUAUGCAGCAGCAGCAGCAGCAGCAGCAGCAGCAGAGAAUGACAAUACCACCUCUUCAUCUAAAAGAAAAAGACUCUCCCAUAGCAGCAGUGGUAGCAAAAUGCCGCGCUCCGACAACAACGAGCAUUACAAACCAGGCAAGAAGGGAGUUCCUCGCGCGAGUGAUAUCUUUUCAUCGGAUGAGGAAAGCAAGCCCAAAAGUCGUCGUAGCAGCGUUGGCAGCAACAAGGAAGAGCACAAGCAAGUGAAACUCAUCAAAAAGAGCACAUCCAGAAGAAAUCCAGUGAAUGCACCUACAUCACCUACAGUGUCUCAGGCGGAUAGUGUGGAUAUCGAUAUUAUAUCAAUGAGUCCAGUGCCAUCACAGCCUACAAGCGAAACCGAAUCAGAAACGCAACUGCCUAAUUACAAGCGGCCACGACCCCUUGUGCCUGGUGAUAUCAGAUUACCCAUCAAGAAGAGAUGGCUUCUGCGAUACCUCAAUGAACAGCAGGAAAUGCAGCAAAAGGAACAUGAACAGCUUGAACUCGAACGACAGCGUGCACAGGCGUCAGUGGAGCAACAGCCUCAAAGCGAAGUAGCGAAUCCAUCCAUAUCUUCACCAGCACCUGAUCCAGCGUCUACAGAAGAUACAUCGAGAAACACUUACCAUGGGAUAGAGCAAGAUGAUUCAAGUGAUGGUGCUAGUUCUGACUCAACACUGCCCUUGGAAGAUACCCCCAAAAUACAGCAAGGCCAUGUUGAUCAGCAACAAGACAAAAUCAACACUGUGCCAGACACAACCACACAUCCAACUGCCACUGCCUUACCACAAGGACAAGAUCAAGACACUUCCAACCAUCCCACUGGCCCUACUGGUAAUAACAACAUCGCUGACAGUGGCCAACCUGAACCCUCUUCCUCCUCUUCUAGUGUGUAUCCUAUUGACAACAAAAUGGAACAAGUGAAACAAGCCAAGAAGAAGCUGAGUCUUCAAGAAUAUCUGCUGAUGCGUCGAGGCAACUUGCCAACACCAGAUGAGAAGCAUUCAUCCGCUGAUUAA